This is a messenger RNA of Fusarium redolens, 994 nucleotides long. RefSeq names its product Diphthamide biosynthesis protein 4. Gene Ontology annotation, biological process: protein histidyl modification to diphthamide. The transcript has a single exon. Lineage: Eukaryota; Fungi; Ascomycota; Sordariomycetes; Hypocreales; Nectriaceae. The coding region runs from base 247 to 804 and encodes 185 amino acids. Gene Ontology annotation, molecular function: metal ion binding. The record is from RefSeq and is a predicted model, not a curated record.
AAUCAAACCAUCCAACUGCCAUUGGGUCUGAAAGUUUUGAGACAUGAAUUCCCUAUCUUCUACAGCAACUAACACUGAUAUGGCUCUCAUUUCUCCACGCAACCUAGAUGUCUGCCAUUUCGCAAUAUCUCUAUCCAUCAUCUGGUUAUAUGCGUAUCACGUGAUAUCGAAUAUUGAAGCCUUCAACUUUUUGGUUGUCCAGAAUUCACUUCAUAAACGCACAUCUACAUAACUCAAUCCCAUAGCAUGGCCUCGCCACAGGCUGUAAUUGCCUCAUCAGAAGUGGCAACGCAUUACCAAGUCCUCAACCUCACACCCACGCUACUCGACACACAACAUGAUUCUACACCCCUCAUAAAGCGCGCCUAUCACCGGGCCCUCCUCCGUAACCACCCGGACAAACUCGCAAACUCAGAUCCAUCCACUAUUUGUUUCACAGUCGACCAAAUCACAACUGCUCUCAGCAUCCUUUCCGACCCUUCUUGCCGGGCAGCUUACGAUGCCGCUCUGCGGGUGUCUCGCCCGAGCGAGAAGAGAGAUGGCGCUUUUCAGACAGGCGUGGAAAAUGUUGAUCUAGAUGAUCUGGCGUUUGAUGAGGAUCAGGAAUGCUGGUACCGCCCGUGUCGCUGUGGGAAUGAGCACAGCUAUGAGUUUCGCGAAGCAGACCUGGAAGAAGUGAGUGAUGAGGGGGAGCUUGUGGUUGGCUGUCUCGACUGUAGUUUGUGGCUUCGAGUUCACUUUGCCGUUAUGGAGGACGAACAAGAAUCACAUCCUUCAAAUAAAACUUCGAAAGAUAAGAGUUGACCUGAUGGCUUCCCCAUAAUCAGAUUCCUGGUUGGACCAACUAUGACAAAGUAUUCUUAACCGUACAUAUCUUGACAAGGGUACGAACUGUGCCGGGAUUAACGACUUAAGAAUCCACCAACAUUCAAGCAAGAUACCUGGCACCACAACCUAGUGUUGUUGUUCGUAUGCCAAGGGCCCAAUUCAGCCU